Molecule: messenger RNA, 344 nt
Organism: Aspergillus japonicus CBS 114.51
Lineage: Eukaryota; Fungi; Ascomycota; Eurotiomycetes; Eurotiales; Aspergillaceae
Exons: 1
Coding region: 84-287 (67 amino acids)
Source: RefSeq, a predicted model, not a curated record
GGGGGGCUUUUUAUAACCCUGGUGAUGAGCAUCGCGGGGAACAGGGAUGGUGUUUAUACUAUAUCAUCUUUUUGUUUUGUGUCAUGGCUGUACUACAUGUUUGUUCGAAAUUUCUUGACGGUUUCUUUAUUUCCUUUUUCUUGUCUGCUUUAGCUAUACUACCUACCUACCUACCUACCUACCUCCCUAUCUACACACCUACUCACCUGUGCUAUGUUUGUCAUUGGUUUUGGGGUGGAAAAUAUCGAUAUCGGGAUCUUUUCUUUCUCUCAGGCGGCGAGAGGUGAGGUUGGUGGAUGUAGAGGAGAGAAUUUAGAGGAGGUCAGACUAGGGGUAUGGUGACA